This is a messenger RNA of Rhagoletis pomonella (apple maggot), 534 nucleotides long. RefSeq lists its product as uncharacterized. The record is from RefSeq and is a predicted model, not a curated record. The transcript is spliced from 3 exons. NCBI's taxonomy places the organism in Eukaryota, Metazoa, Arthropoda, Insecta, Diptera, Tephritidae. Bases 220 to 534 code for a protein of 104 amino acids.
AUUAGCCGCUGCUUGAAAGACAAAUUUAGUACGGAGGGUACCAACUGUUUAAAAUUUAGAUAUGAUGUCAAGUACUCUUCAGAGGACGAUAGCCGAAGAAUUGAUGUUAGAUACCAGUUCGAAAAAGCGAAUGAGCCCUCCACUAAACAAGGGACUAACUGCUUCACGGCCGUUGUAAAAGAUUCAACUUCAGACGCGAGUAAUUCCAAUGAGUUUACGAUGCAUUUGGUGGUCUUACCUCAAAUUAAGGAAAUUUUGAAAGAACACAACGUCAUUUGGAAUGGCCAUGUGACGAAAUUCGGCGUAGAAAACUUUUACUUUAAAGAUAAUUUCAUGUUUUUGGAAUACCAACCAAGUGGAAACAUUGCCUGGAGUAGUCUGGCAUCUUCUGAUGCAAAAACCGUUUUGCGAAAAUUGGCCCAAUUUCAUGCUUGUUCUUUGGUGUAUUUAAAAAAGAUUUCCAUAGAUAAUAUUAUAUCUAAGACUUCGCCCUUAUUCGCCCUUAUUGGUUGGAUAGAAAUGGGCAAACGUUGA